This is a messenger RNA of Puntigrus tetrazona (Sumatra barb), 3461 nucleotides long. RefSeq names its product protein translocase subunit SecA-like. Gene Ontology annotation, biological process: protein import; protein targeting. The record is from RefSeq and is a predicted model, not a curated record. The coding region runs from base 44 to 3415 and encodes 1123 amino acids. Gene Ontology annotation, cellular component: membrane. Lineage: Eukaryota; Metazoa; Chordata; Actinopteri; Cypriniformes; Cyprinidae. The transcript is spliced from 2 exons. Gene Ontology annotation, molecular function: ABC-type protein transporter activity; protein binding; ATP binding.
UGGUACAGACUUGCUAAACAAUAUCAAGGCUAAAGUUCUGAAAAUGGAAGUAUCAGGGAAACUGCUGAUAUCACGACUGCUUUCUCUGCAUAAGAACGGGAAAUGGGGGAAAGACGACGUUAUAAAGUUGUUUAAAGCCCUUGUCAAGGAAUUUAAUGGAAAAAAAGACGAUUUUCACACAUGGAUGAUGAGAAUGCUUUAUCGAAUGGAGAUUCACAAAAUAAAAGUGUCAGAUUUGACUUUACAAAACGAUGAAAAGAUUGUGGAUCGUGUUGAGGACAAAAUUAACGAAACGGUCAACACUAAAGACAAAACGCUGGACGAGAUCAUAGAGGAAAUUGAAGAACAAGCAGUUAUUGAUGAACAAACUAUGGCAGAGGUGAAGGAUAUAGUGUCUUCUGUCUCUGAUUGUCUUUCAGCUUCUUCAGCACCGCAUCUAGGAGGAAUAAAGGAGAUUCUGUUUAAGCUCUGCAAAUCUGCAGAAAAGACAAUCGGAAAGAAACCUCGCCUGACUCAGAUGGUGAGCUGGUGCAUUCUAGUUCUUUCUAAAUCGAGUCGACUGGUUCAGGUCGGAACAGGAGAAGGAAAGUCGUGUAUCGUUGCAAUGUUUGCAGCAUAUCAGGCAUUGAUAAAAAACACCCCGGAUAUCAUCUCCAGUUCUCCUGUACUUGCUGAGAGAGAUGCUGAAGAAUGGUUUGCAUUUUAUAAGAGACUUGGAAUCUCUGUUGGCGUCAACACUAAUAAAUCAGAAGAUAAAGAGCUGAAGAAGUGCUAUGAAUCUCAAGUUGUUUAUGGUACCACUGAAAGUUUUGAGGGUGAUUUUCUGAGACAGCGCUUCCACAGAAGAGAUGUGAGACCUAACAGAAAGUUUCAGUGCGUUAUAGUGGAUGAGGUGGACUCGCUAAUGCUGGACAAAGGUCUUGAAGUGGUUUACUUGAAUAGUAAUAUGCCAAUCAUGGAAUCUCUCAAUGGAUUACUGGCUGAAAUUUGGUUAAUUGUACAUCAGCUGAAGCGUUUUGACAAUGGAGAGAUUUUAGGACCCACUCGGCUCUUCUCUCAGGUGCUGUCUGAAAUCAUUUGUGAAAAUGAAAAUAUUGAUCAACUCCGUAUUGAGCAGAAUUCUACAGAUGCAGCAAAAGAACUAGAUAAUGCAAGUGUCGCCCAAACUCAGGCAUUCCUCACCAUGUUUGUGGGGAAAUGUCCUGAGUAUUUCUUUCAACUUUACCAGGAAGGGCCUGAUGGGAAUUUGGAGAAACUAAAGGAGAUCAGUCACAAAGGCACAAGUAAGAAACAAGAAAUAUCAGUUUUUCUCCUUGGUGAUGGAAAAUGUCGUUUAGUGUACUCUGAGGAGGACACUCUCGUUAAUUCACUGGAAAAAUUAAUUAAAAGGUGUUUUCAGUUUGAAUCAAUGGGGGAACAGACUGAUUCUCAUAUCCCAGGCCUUCAAGAUCUCAUUAAUGGCAAAUUACAAACUUGGAUUGAAAAUGCUCUGCAAGCCACCAAAAUGACUCUGGGGCAUGAAUACGUCCUUCAUGGAGAUGGAGUCUCUCCUGUUGAUUAUCAAUGCACUGGUGUUGUACAAAACAACAUGAAAUGGGGGGAAGGACUUCAGCAGUUCCUGGAGAUGAAACACCAAACUAAACUGUCCAACAUGAGUCUAAUCACAAACUUCAUGUCUAAUGUGGGUUUAUUUAAGAAAUACCCAAACAAGAUCUAUGGGAUCACGGGAACUUUGGGUGAACAAACAGAGCUUGACAUGCUGAAGAAACUCUACGAUGGCAUUGAAACCUGUAAGAUUCCCUCCUUUAGACGAAGGAAACUUUAUGAGUUGGAGGGCUUGGUGAUAGCUGAAGAAAAAGAGUGGGUCAGUACCGUCUGUAAUGUUGUUAAACAUCAAGUGACCUCCACAGUUUAUCGAGGUCCACGAGCAGCUCUUAUAAUUUGCGAAACGAUCAAUCGUGCAAAAACAUUUUACAAGACUCUUGCUGGCACCAUUUCAAAAGAUAACCUAAAACUAUAUGUAAAUAACAACAUGAAUAACUCUACAAUAAUAAAUAAAACCAUCCAAAUGGGGGACGUCAUCAUUGCAACUAAUCUAGCAGGUCGAGGUACAGACCUGAAGGUUUGUGAACGUGUAAAUGAAGCUGGAGGACUAUUUGUGGUGCAAACCUUCUUACCUCUGAACGUCCGUGUUGAACAGCAAGCAUUUGGACGAACGGCUCGUCAAGGAAGUCCAGGAUCUGCUCAGCUCAUCAUGUGCACCAGUCAUUUCUCUGACGUAGUCAAACUAGUGAUGAGCCUCAACACAUCUCUUUAUAGUUUGCACAUCGAUCUAAACCGUAUUGCAACUAUGCUGAUGUCACGUCUUGCGAGUAUAUUGAUGCCGAGUGAAUGCACAGAGGUUUUAUUUGAGGAUGCAGUUAAUCGCUACCUGAAAAAUAUCAACUCUCAAACUCACGAUGCAAUGAUCUCCGCUCUCACAUGUCUAUUAAUGAAAUCAUUUCCAAGUAUGGAAAGCCAUCUUGAGAAGGCAAAAGCAGCCAGAAAUAUUCUGGUGAACAUCAGACUCUCAAGGUUUCUUGAAAAAGACAUUCCGAAAAUCACAAAUGAGGAAGAGCUUUUUUCUGUCUACCUUGAUGUUUUGGAUGGAAUUUACGAAGACGACGUUUUCUCAGAUCAGCGUGAUGUAAUAGUGCCGUCUCUUCAUGAGUGCUGGGGUUUGUGGCUCCUGAUGCACUCCAGUGAGGAAAAGCCCAUUGAGAUGAAGAAGGAACAGCUGAUGAGGGACUUGUUGAGAGCAAAGCAGACAUUUUUGACUAAACAGUCUCCAUCCUCCAUGGUCUACUAUUACAUUAGAUCUGGAAACAAUCUCCGUGAGAAGGGACGCCUUACCGAAAGCAUUGAGAUGUACACCAAAGCUUUGGAGGAUGGUACAUCUGGAGAGGUUAUUCCUCUCUAUAACCGUGCACUGGCCACUAUCAAAAGAAAAGACACUGGUUAUAUCACUCAAGCACUGGCUGAUCUGGAGAAGGCUGAAAAGAAAAUAGAUUUGUACACGUCACAUCUGCAGCAGAUCCUGACUUUUAUUAAAUUAUCGAGUCAGGAUCCAACAGAAAAAGGUAGCGAUUUACUCACCACUCAGUUCCAAGCAAAGUGUGUGAUCGUAGACCUACUGAAGAUAAACAUCCAAGACGCUGUGAAGAAGUUAAUGACAGCCGAAAGCAGAGGAAGAAAUGUAAGCCUGACUGAAAAACACACAAUUUUUCUUGCAGUAGACUUUAUUGUCUUUCCGCUGAGACUUAUGAAAGAGCUGCCAAUGGAAUUAAUGCAUAUUAAGUCAUUGGGUCUUGACACCAUUUUUACUUUGGACACCCUAUUUUCUUUAAGCGGCUUUUUGUCAAAGAUCUUAAAAUAGGUUUUGUACGCGCAAAAAUCAUGAAACUGUAUUUUAAAAAUCCAAC